Molecule: messenger RNA, 4761 nt
Organism: Cladocopium goreaui
Lineage: Eukaryota; Dinophyceae; Suessiales; Symbiodiniaceae
Source: the annotation of a GenBank genome assembly
AUGGGGAAGUGCAUGCGAUCUUGGUCGGACCUCCUUGUACAUCGCCGUCGUACGCGUUUGCGCGGCAGGUAUUGCAUGGAGAUGAUUCCCUCGGCUCACAGGAGGGCGCUUCAAUGUUGGAAACUAGCUACAAUGGGCCAGGUGCACAGCCGACUUGUUGCUGAUCGUCAGAAGUUUCGAGUCCUUCGCAGCUGGCAAUGGGCUGGCAGGCAAAGUUGCAGUGUGCGCAUUCUGGUGCGAAAGAAUGGACUGCUACAGUGUCAGAAGGUCUUGCAUUUGUGGAAGAGGGCUACAGCCCGCCUUUUGAGAUGUCGAAGGAUCCUUGCAAUUCAGCGAUGCCGAACAAUGGUCAAAACCUGUGGCAAGGCACUUUCCGCCUGGCGCUUGCAAGCUGCCGCGCUCGCGGCGCGGCGCUGCUGGGAGGACAGCCGCUGUCGCAUGCAUCAGGAGGCAGCACUCAACGCCUGGCGGCAGCUGUGUUCUCAAAGACUUUGGGGAAGGAUGCGACUCGAGAUGCGCAGGGAGCAUGCUUUGAUGCUAUGGCUUUUUGGGGAAUGGAAAUGGCAGGUGGCAGCGGAGCUUGCUUUGAGACGCUGGGUCUGGAGAGCCAGAAGUCAAGCAGAGGAAGAUGAAAGGCACAGAGAGGCCAACGAGACCCAUGGGGAAUCUCUUGCAUUCCAAAACUGGAAAUGGUGGACACUGCACCAAAAGGAAGUCUUGCAAGACUCCGAGACACAGAUUCAACUCCUGCACAUCAGCUUUGCUUGCUGGUCUCGCAAUCUGAAAGUCUCCAAAUUUCGGCUGAGACUUGAGGUGAAACAAACCACGUGCCUAUUGCGCGCCACAUGGCAUGCCUGGAGACAACACCGACUCAGCAUGCAGACAGCCUUAAGAUGCAGCAUUCACAAGAACCUGCUGAAGUUGGUUGCGGAAGCCUUUGAAAUGUGGCAGAUCGCCUCCGUGUCAGGUCUUGCUUUGCCGGAUCCACUUGGGGAAACAUCUCUCGAUUUGUUGGAAGUGUCAGCUAGCACCCAACAUGCUCAGAGUGGGAAGGACACGGAGGCCCCAGAUGAUGUGAAUCGGACUUUGUCGGAUUUGAGCGGCCUCACCUUUACAGAGGGAAGUCCAAUCUUGCCGCUUGCGUUUGAGUCAAGCCCUGAAGAUGUGCUGAAAGGAUACAGCCAGUGGAUCCCGAACUCAGCUUCAAGCGCCAAGGAGAUCCAAGAGAUCGUGGGCGAAAGGCUUCAGGAGCUUCGAAAAGUGCCUCAAGCAUUCCAAGAAUCUGCAACUUGUACCAGUCCUCCCAUCUCAAGUCCUCAAGGUUCUCAAGGUCCUCAAGCAACGGCUUUCAGGGUACCUGUGGCUCCGGUGGCUUUUCUUGCAAGCCCGCUGCGAUCUCGUCAACCAAGCCCAGUCCACACACCGCAAGGCUCGGGAAGCCAGUGGAGCGAAGCCAGUGUGCCAGCAGUCCCAUCUUUGGUCAAGCGGCAAAAACAAUGGCAAAGUGACAUCUUUAGAGCAUGGCUUGGACGGGCUCGCCUGAAGACCAAAACCUUAGCGAUUGAAGAAUGUUUGAAGUCCAGGGCUACUUGUCGUCACCAUCUGGCUUGGCAUCAGUUUUGGGUUGUUCAAAUCCAUCACAGAAAAGCACUUUGCAAAAGGUGCCUGAUGCAGUGGUACUUGGUCCAACAGAUGUAUGUUUCAAGGAUUCAAUCGUUGACGCAGAAGACGCUUCUCAAUGAGCUCAGUCUUUGGUGGCGUCGCUGGCAAGACAGGCAGCUGUUGUCAGCUACCUUGGCAGAUUGUCAGUAUCAUAGGUCCUUGCAGAGCUUCAGCAAGCGGCUAUUGGCAGAAUGGCAGCGCAGACGAAGACUGCGGAAAAGGUGUCAAUCAAUGGGAUUGAAGCAACAAAAAAAAUUGCUGGUCCAUGCCUGCAGGGUAUGGAAGAGCCGUUGUGAACAGCGACGCAGAGGAUUGGCCAUCUUCCACGGGAGGAUGUUGCACUUGGCCGCCAAGACAUGGAUGGCCUGGUGCGACUACAGAUCCUUCAUGCUGAGCAAACUAACUUCUGCUGAGCGCAUGGCGGUUGCUUUGCAACGCUGCGUUGGGUCAACACUGGGACGCCGAGCGGCUUUACAGCGUUGGGCUCUCCACAGUCGCCAGCCGGGGCUGGGGCCACCGGCGCCAGAGAUCUUUGUGCAGAAACGAAUGCGCAAAGUGCAGCUGCUGGCUCAUUUGGCGCACUGCGUGGCGAGGUGGAGACAACAGCUGCUACAUCGCGUCAUGCGCUCUUGGUGGAAGGUGCCGCUCAGGCGACUGUUGCUAGAGAGGCUGAACGCAAAGAGUAUGCAGGAUCUCCUCAUCACCCUGGAGACAUGGAGAGUUGCAGUGCAGCGGAUCAAGUCCUUCAGGCAGAAAGUGAUGCGACACGCCCUCCACCGCUGGCACAGCUGGCGAGGCUUGCAAAGGGCCGGCCGCAAGGCACAGAAGGUCUGCCAUUCAGGCACCCAAUCUUUAGCCUUGCGCUGCUGGCAUUAUCUACGCUUAGCUCGAAGGCACGGCAGCUUGAGACGACGUGAGCAAAAAGCCAAUGCCAUGGUGGCAUGGCGCGCAGCUGUCAAGACCACCGGGCAGCAACGCCUGUUGAUGCGCGUGUUUUUGCGCGAGUGGCGUAACAUGCUUGGCAAGGUCCAGCAGCUUCGCAGCCGUCAAGUACUCUGCGCCUGGCAUGGCAUCGCCAUCUCAAGAGGAUAUCAAAGGAGGCUAUUCCAACAAUGGCGACGUGGAAUUCUGGAGCUCCGGUGGCGAAGACUUUCGAAGUCGUUCAGUCGCUGGUGUUCGUACCAUUCUGCCUUCUUGAACGCAGCGGAAAUGGCGUCAAUUUCAAGGACUGCCUUGCUGAAAGAGUCGUGGUCAUUCUGGACGCAAGCAGUGAGUCGUUGGCGUGCGAAGCAGAGGGUUGAGGCGAAGUGCCGAAGUCGUCGAGUGCACAAGAUGUUGGCUGCGUGGACAUCUCUCCAUCGCGCCACUUUGCUGGGGCACCAUGCUGUCGCACGUCAUGUGCCCAGCUGGGCCUUGUGGCGACUCGGAGUCACAAUUUCAAGGGUCCAGAAGAUCGAUCUGCAAAAGACCAUGCACCUGUGGAGAGCCGGGCUGGUGGCAGUUCAGCUCCAGCGGCAGAACCACUUCUUCCGUGCUUGGCAUGUGUUCCUGCGAUCACAGUGCCGAUGCACUGCACUGAAGAGGUCCGUUCUGGCCAUGUGGAUGACCUUGGUGGAUGAAUCAAGGCUUUGUCGAAACAGACAAUGCCUUGCUGGCUGGCGUGCGAUGACAAAGGCUGCUGCGAUUGACAGACAUUGCUUGGUCCAUGUUUGGAGCCGCUGGCAGCUACUGCUUGAAGACCAACGUGCAGCUCAGCACCGACAGCAAGGAUGUCGGGCUUUUUUGGCUUGGCAUGGAGUGCUGCUGAGAUCCAGGCUACAGCUACAGUACCUGAGCUGGGCCUGCAAGGCCUGGCGACAUGGGGUGGCCGUGCAGAAGGCAAAGCGGCGGAAGAAGACCAAGGAAUGGCUUUUCCUUUGGCGCUUUGGCAUUCAGAACUUGAAAGUUUUGGACUUUGCUUGGGUCCAGUGGCAGCUCCUUUGUGCUGCUAGUGCGCGACGCCGUGCGCGUGUCAUUUUGCGACUGUGGUGCAACGAAAGCCACCGGCAACAUCAAGGGAAGGCCCUCCUUGGUGCAUGGCGAGUAGUGGUGUCACUUUCCCGCUUGCCAUACCUCUUCCACGCUUGGCGUGCCGUGCUCCUCUCACGGCGCCUGUCCAGAAGCAGCGUGAGUUUCGUGUUGGGCUGGUGGCUGUCUUCAGCACGCCAGGCAAAGUCCUUGAAGAGAUUCGCAUUCAGAGCUUUGCUCAUGGUGCAUCAAAAUCGGAGGCACCGCUUCUUAUACAGCGUUUUCACAUCUUGGCGUGCCUACCAGAGCAGUUCAAGGCGUGACCAGCGCCUAGAACUGUUGGUGCUGAAGUCUUGGGCAUCAGUCCACGAUGCAAGGAUUCAGCAGACCAAAGCCAUGUGCCGUUUUGCAGACUGCUGUGAGCGGAGCAUGGUGAUCGCAGCAGAAGCCAGUGCACGCUCAGCGGCAAAGGUCUUUCACGCUUGGAGGUGCUUCUGCCAGCGAUGCCUGGUGCGGCGGAGAUGUGCAACAACUGCUCUGCAGGUCGCACAACAGCAACCUUUGCGCAAAGCCUUCGACUGCUUCCAGAGCUGCGUCCAUGAGCAACGCCUCUACAGGCAGCGCUUCGGGCCCUUGGCCCAGCACCUUGCCAGCUUCUGCAAAAGGCGCCUGUCCAGUACUUGGAGCAGGUGGCGGCAACACACCAAGUGCUCCCAUCUACACCGGACUGGUCGGUUGCGGAUGAUGACCCGCACCUUGAAGGUCUGGCGGGAGAGAAACGUGCAUCGUAAGUCCUUGAAGGCUGCUGUCAAAGGAAUAGCAGCUCGUCGAAAUCAUCGACUCUCCUCCAGCUACUUGCAGAACUGGUACUCUGCAGCGAGAAAGUGCCGUUUGUCAGACUGGAUGCUUCGGUCAACAGUUGGUAGCGGGGACUUGAUAAAACCUGGGACAGUUGGCGUUGCGCUGUGGCCAGCAGCCAGACGCAGCAAGCGGACUUGGCCAAAGCCUUUUUUCGAAAGCGGCUUCUGCAGCGCGCCUUCGGUCAUUGGGAAAUGUCUCUGCAUUGCGGGCAGCUGCGGGGAUGGAGCUUGA